GGCGGCGGGCGUGGCUAAGUAGCGCGUGAUCGGACGCGGAGCCAAUCAGGAAGCGUCGCGGAGCGUUUGAAUGUAAGGCGGAGCCGCGCGUGUAACGGUCAGCGUCGUUUUUUGCCUUCGCCGCCGCCGCCGCUGUUGCUUCUUGAGCCGUAAGAAGAGGAGGAUGCAGGGCCCGGAGCGGGUCAGGAGGCCGAGAGCCAUGCGGAAAAGUGAGAUCUUGGCGGAUGAGUCGGUGGCCUGCCUGAGCCAGGCCUUGAGGCACCUUCAUGACAUCUGGGAGGAGAUUGGCAUCCCGGAGGAGCAGCGCCUGGAGCGCACCCAGGUGGUCCGGAAGCACGUCAAGGGCUUGCUGGAGAUGAUGGUGGCGGAAGAGGAGAGCCUGAAGAAGCGGCUGCUCCAGAGCAUCAACGUCUGCCGCAAGAAGCAGGCCGAGCUCUGCAAGGAGCUGCAACUGGCCCCCUUCGAGGAGGACGAGGAGGCCACCAUCCUCCAGCUGGAGAAAGACCUUCGCACCCGAGUGGAGGUGAUGAUUAAACAAAAGCGGGAGCGGCUGCAGGAGAUGAAGGCCCUGCAGGAGCAGGACCAGGACCUCUGCGACCUGCUCUGCACCCAGCCCUUUGCCGCCACCCAGGAGCCCGAGGCCGUGCCCAGCCUGGCCCAGCUGGAUGCGUUCCGCAGACACCUGACUGCGCUCACGGCCGAAAAGGAGCGGCGCUGGGCCGAGUUCCUUGACACAAAGCAGCAGAUCUUGCUGCGCAUGGAGGAGCUGGAGCAGAGCCCCGAGACCACCUUUGAGCGGGACGUGGUCUGCGAGGACGAGGACGCCUUCUGCCUCUCCACCCAGAACAUCGCCAACCUCAAGGAGCUCCUGCAGCAGCUGGAGUUGAAGAGAAGCCAGAAAGAAGCGCUGUGUGAAGAUCUGCGCUCCAGGGUCGUGGUGCUCUGGAACCGCCUGCAGGUCCCUGCGGAGGAAAGGGAGGCCUUCUCCCCCUACAUGGUGGGCUUCGGGUCCAAGAUCAUGAACGCGCUGCAACAGGAGGAAGACCGCCUGGAGCAGCUCAAGCGCGACAACAUUCAGAACGUGGUGGAGGCCAUCCGAACGGAGCUGGUCGGCUACUGGGAUAAAUGCUUCUUCAGUGAGCAACAGAGGCGUUCCUUCGCCCCCUACUUCCAGGACGACUUCACCGAGGAGCUCCUGCAGCAGCACGACGCAGAGAUCCUGCGGAUGAAGCAGUAUUACGAGACCCACCAGGAGCUGUUCGAAGGCGUCCGCAAGUGGGAAGACAGCUGGCGCCACUUUCAGGAGCUUGAGAGAAAGGCAUCGGACCCCAGCCGCUUCACCAACCGUGGGGGCAACCUUCUGAAAGAAGAGAAGCUGCGAGUGAAGCUGCAGAAGACUCUCUCCAAGCUUGAAGCAGAGCUGCAGGACCGGGUGGAGCGCUGGGAGCAGGAGCACCGGGAGCCCUUCCUGGUGCAGGAGCAGCCCUUCCUGCAGUAUGUGGCCGAGCAGUGGCGCCUCCACCACCUGGAGAAAGAGCGCGAGCGGCAGGAACGUCAACUCAAGAAAUCACGUGAGAUUGAGGAAGAGAUGAAGUACGGGAGCAGCCCUCGGACCCCCAACAAGAGGCGGGCGCUGGGCUUCACCCUGCCCGGAAAGGUCCGGAAGCUGAACAUCACCGCGUCCACGCCCAACAGCACCAUGCGCUCAAACUUCAGGGGAUCCCUCUUCAAUUCUCCGGCGGCCGCCACAUCUCGGCUUCCACUUUCCGGAAGGAAGCAGCCCAUCCGGACGCCCAUCCCCUCGGCCAGCAAGACCCCCCGCAACAGACGCCUGGAGAACAAGGAGAACAUCUCCCAGCUCAACGGGACGACGCUGAGCGGUGGGUGCUUCCCCGGCCCCCCCUUCCAGCUCACCGGGAGAACCAAUUCUGCCACCAGCACCUAUUCCGAGUUUGCGCAUGGACUUGCAAAGGCCUCCAAAUCUGAGCUGGGCUCCCGCGUCCUGAACUCCACGGCUUCGAACCUGGAGAGCUGAAGAGGAUCGAUUCCCUUUGUCUCGCCUGCUUCUCAGCCUCCUCCCGGCUCCCGGGUACAAGUUACCUGCCCACCCCCCCAUAGCUCUCCAUGGGCUUCAUGGUGGGGCCAGGGCCACUUUUAACUUGCUUUAAUGAAAUGAACCUUAUAUUUUUUUGGCUAGAAUUGUAUUUUAAAGAGAAUUAAAGAGGAAAAAAUGGGGAUGGGGGCAAUCUAUACACCUGCAUGGUGAGCUCUUUCCUGCCAGUCAGUAGUAGAUAGGUGUCGAAGGGAACAUAGACCCCGGGGCCGCCUCUUACCUCCUUCCAGGCAUCAGCCCUUUCCAGGUAAAUAAACUUUAUUUAUACCAUGCCACCGUCUCCCCAAAGGGACUUGAGGUGGCUCACAAAAGCACUAAAAUAAAACAACACACAAGCAUAAAACAAUAUCAACUUCCAGUUUGGCUGGCCUUGGAAGCAGCCUUUCCAGGCCAAAUCAUGGGGAAUAUGAAGGUCUCCUGCUCAGAUGCUUAGGAAGGAAGAGGAAGCUGGGAAAGGGCACGGAAGACCAAGCCUCCCUUUCUCUUGGGGGGGAAAAGGAGGUGGGAGUCAAGGCGGGCCCAUAACCAAUUAUCAUGGCUACAUUUGCACCUUGGUUUCACUACAGUCCUGUGUUAUUUAUUUCUGCAAGCAAUCGUUCUGGUUUUUGUUUGUCUGCUGCUGUAAAUAGCUUUUAAUCCCCCCCUGAUUUGCGUCCAUCCUGCUGGCCAAAAAGGCAGCGAUUUUCUACAAGGAAUGAGUAUUCUUUUUUUUUUUGGUAAACAGUUUAUUAUAGUUAUGACGCUUAACAGAGCAACAAAUCAUAUCCGAUAUAGUCAGGUAACGAUUUUGAUGUAUACAUGCCUCUCUACACUAGUCAAUCAACCAGUCGAUUCUGAUAUUGAGUACGUAUUAUCAGUAACUUAACUUAAAACAUAUAUUCAACCCCGUUUUGUCUUGUGCAAUUUUGCUUUUUGGAAAAAUAUACCAAGAUGGUUCUGUGUUCAUCUAAAAAAUAUAAAUAAAUAAAUAAAUGGUGUUUUCUGUA
This is a messenger RNA of Anolis carolinensis (green anole), 3099 nucleotides long. RefSeq names its product protein regulator of cytokinesis 1 (gene prc1). The record is from RefSeq and is a predicted model, not a curated record. Bases 164 to 2035 code for a protein of 623 amino acids. The transcript is spliced from 14 exons. Gene Ontology annotation, cellular component: mitotic spindle midzone; cytoplasm; spindle. NCBI's taxonomy places the organism in Eukaryota, Metazoa, Chordata, Lepidosauria, Squamata, Anolidae. Gene Ontology annotation, molecular function: microtubule binding. Gene Ontology annotation, biological process: microtubule cytoskeleton organization; mitotic spindle midzone assembly.